Messenger RNA from Lycium barbarum (goji berry), 1693 nucleotides. RefSeq names its product polygalacturonase-like. Gene Ontology annotation, molecular function: polygalacturonase activity. The record is from RefSeq and is a predicted model, not a curated record. Gene Ontology annotation, biological process: carbohydrate metabolic process. Lineage: Eukaryota; Viridiplantae; Streptophyta; Magnoliopsida; Solanales; Solanaceae. The coding region runs from base 195 to 1406 and encodes 403 amino acids. The transcript is spliced from 4 exons.
AAAAGGAUCAAAGACAAAAUGAACCACCAAAAUUCCGAAUGAGCCUGUAGAAAUUUAAUGGUUCUCAAUUCAUCUUAAUUACACUAUAAAAGAGCUUCAAACCUUCACUUACCAUUUCAAACGCAAUAAAAAACACAAUAAAUUUAAAUUUAAAUAAAAAAGAAAAAGAUAAAAAGGGAAAAAAAUAAAAGAAAAUGAAAUAUAAUAUCAAGGUAUCAUUUGCACUUCUAUUGCUAUUUUUAGCAAGACUUGGAGACGCUCAGGCACCAACAUCUCAGCCAGCAGUGUUUGAUAUUACUAAAUAUGGCGCAACUAGUAAUGGAGAUAUCAGUAAGGCAGUGUUGGAUGCUUUUAAAGAGGCAUGUGCAUCAACAAGCCCAAGUACAAUAGUGAUACCAAAAGGCACAUUUCAAAUGGCUCAAGUGAAACUACAAGGUCCAUGCAAGGCACCUCUUGAACUUCAAGUCCAAGCCACUUUGGAAGCUAAUGAAGAUCCUAAACAACUCAGUGCUGACAUUGAAUGGCUGACUGUUAAUUAUAUUGAUCGUUUUACACUCUCUGGCGGUGGUACUUUUGAUGGCCAAGGUAAAGCAGCAUGGGCUCAAAAUAAUUGCAAGGAUUCCAAAAGUUGUGGCAAUCUUCCCAAUAAUUUGAGCUUCAACUUCCUUACAAAUUCCACAAUCCAAGACAUAACAUCACAAGACAGCAAACUCUUCCAUGUCAACGUGAACGGUUGCAAGAACUUGACAUUCAUCCGAGUUAACAUCACAGCUCCACCAGAAAGCAUCAACACCGAUGGCAUCCACGUGGCACGAUCGAGCAACGUAAACAUCACGGAUUGUAUCAUUGGCACUGGAGAUGACUGUAUUUCUGUUGGUGAUGAAUUGGAACAACUUCAUAUCACUAGAGUUACUUGUGGACCUGGACAUGGUAUUAGUGUUGGAAGCCUUGGAAAGACUUCUGGUGAAAAGCCUGUGGUGGGAGUUUAUGUGAGGAAUUGCACAUUUAUUAAUACUGAUAAUGGUGUUAGGGUAAAGACAUGGCCAGCUUCUCAUCAAGGUGUUGUCACGGAUUUGCACUAUGAAGAUAUCAUUGUACAAAAUGUUACCAACCCUAUUGUCAUUGAUCAAGUCUAUUGCCCAUACAAUCAGUGCAACAAAGAUUUGCCAUCACAAGUGAAGAUAAGCAAAGUGAGCAUAAAAAAUGUAAGGGGUACAUCAAGAACACAAGAUGCAGUGCUGCUACUGUGCAGUAAAGGAGUACCAUGUGAAGGAGUUGAAGUUGGAGACAUAGACAUUGCCUACAAUGGAAAGGAAGGACCAGCUAAGUCUAGGUGUGAGAAUGUCAAGCCAACUCUUGUGGGGAAGCAAAAUCCACCAGUUUGUGCUGGAGCUCAGUCUGCUUGAGUCCCAAGUUUUGUGCAUUUUUUUAGUAACUCUUUUUUUUUUUGAAGAUGUGAGAAUCUAUCAGUUUACAUUGGUCCUGCUCAGUCUAAUUGAGCUCUAUAGCUACAAAGUUUUUUGCUCUUUCUUUGUUUAGAGAAAAAAAUUCUAGAGUUUUUUUUUUGGAUAUCCUUGAAAUAGCUAGGAAGUGUGCGUGCAAGAUAUGCACCAUAUUCAAAGUGUACAAAUUACACAUGAAUAAUAAUAGGAAAUCCUCUUGGCGAGAUAUUUUUGAACAUGAGAUUUUGAUU